UAGAAUAGAUAGCCGUAGGUUAUUGAAUAGUUAGAAGGGAGAUGUAAGCAAUUUUCUCUUUUAUAUGAAAAUAAAGAGAUGUGACAAGAUUGUUAAUUAGACAACCAGAGUCCAAUUCACCUGGAUGUAAGGAACUAAACUACACAUUCUGUAGUAUAAUAUAAUAUGGGAUCUGACCAAAGUACUCAGCUUCCAGCAGGAGCCCCAGGUAGUAACCUGAAGUCACAAAGAGAUGAAGAAAUACCGUACACAUCAUUUUCUAUCAGUAAACCUAUAGAUGGAGAUUCACCUAGACAGUCACCACGAAUACCAAACAAAAACAAACCUAAGGAAGAAAAAGAACCAAAAAAUCAGAAACAUGAUAUUAUUGUUGUCAAAGAUGGUACACAGUACAUCAAAGAUCCUGAUCCAGAACUGACAAAAUUAAGCACUAUUCCAGUUUUCUAUCCAAUAAUGAGGGGUUCACUUAAUAUUCCAGUAAGUUCUAGAGACGGAGAUUUGCUAGAUAAAAUGGACCACCAGAAGUUACUAGACCUUUGUUUACGAUAUCAGGAACAUUUAAAACAUUUGUCAGAAGCAGUAGCAUUUGAUCAGAAUGCUUUGUGUGUUAGGAUUAAAGAGAUCGACUGUGCAAUGCAAAUGCUUCACAACUUAAUGCAAGAUAAACAGAAGAAAUAUCAUAAAUAUGCUGAACAGUUCCAACGAGUUUCAGAAACAGUUACUACUUUAAAUAAAAUCAAAAGUUCCAUGGACAAUAUCAUUCCUAAAAUGGAAAGUUUAAAUCAGUUACUUCCCCCUGAUGAUAGACUGGAACCAUUUGAUUUCAAGUCUACCCAUGCUAGUCCCAAAUGACUGGUUAUUAUACUGGAAUAAUUUUGAACACCCUUCAAAGAGGUUGAUUUGUAUAUUUGCUAGUCCCAAAUGACUGGUUAUUAUACUGGAUUAAUUUUGUACACCUUUCAAAGAGGUUGAUUUGUACACUAUUGGUUGUUCUUCUAGAAUAUGUCCUCUAUAUCUUUACCAGGCUUUGGUUAUUAAAAUAUUCCACAGUCUUCUAGGAAAAGUAAUUAAUACCUAGAUAUCCUAUUCAUUCUAACCAUUAUGAUUUUCUAACUAAGUUCAAAGUUAAUGCUACUGAGGACUAGAUUAUUAUUAAUUAAAUGGCAAAACAACAACUGUCUUGUGGAUUUUCUCGCUGUGUUGAAGACCCAUUGGUGGCCUUCAGUUGUUUUCUGCUCUUUGGUAGGUUUGUUGUCUCUUUUACACAUUCCCCAUUUCUAUUCUGAAUUUUAUUGAUCAAUUCCCUGACAUUUUUUUACAAUAUAGUAUUUUUAAUGUCAGAUCAAAAAGGUACGUUUUAUAAAUUUUGACAUUUUUCAAUAUGACUUCCUAAUAUUCUUUUGUGAUUUUGGCGAUUAAAAAACAAUGAUUUCAUUUUGGCUAAGACUCUGUUCUGAAAUUACUACAUACAAAAAAGUGUAUUUCAUUAUGUCUCAAAUCAUUUAUUUGUAACUGUAAUAUGUAUUUGUCUAUUGUGCAAUAAAACUAAUUUAUUGGUCA
This is a messenger RNA of Mytilus californianus (California mussel), 1560 nucleotides long. Its product is annotated as BLOC-1-related complex subunit 5-like. NCBI's taxonomy places the organism in Eukaryota, Metazoa, Mollusca, Bivalvia, Mytilida, Mytilidae. Bases 166 to 852 code for a protein of 228 amino acids. The record is from RefSeq and is a predicted model, not a curated record. Gene Ontology annotation, biological process: lysosome localization; positive regulation of anterograde synaptic vesicle transport; organelle transport along microtubule. The transcript has 4 exons. Gene Ontology annotation, cellular component: cytoplasmic side of lysosomal membrane; synaptic vesicle membrane; BORC complex.